CUUGUCAGAAGUAUAGAGGCGAAUGCCACAGCUGAAAAGCCUCUUUCGACUUUCUGUGUCUGCAAGAAGGAGGUGAAAUGUCGUUUAUCCCUGUGGACGAAGAUUCGGAUUUCCCCAUUCAGAACCUGCCUUACGGGGUCUUCUCCACCAAGGAGCAGCCCAGACCCAGAAUUGGUGUUGCCAUUGGUGACCAAGUGUUGGACCUCAGUGCCAUUAAGCAUCUGUUUGAUGGGCCUAUCCUUUCUAAGCACCAUCAUGUCUUUGAUCAGUCAACCCUUAACCGUUUCAUGGCAUUGGGCUGGGAAGCAUGGACAGAAGCCAGAGCGCUUCUCCAAAAGCUGCUGUCUCGCAAAGAGCCGAUGCUGAGAGAUAACGUGGAAUUACGCAAAAGAGCAUUUGUACCACAGGCUUCGGCAAUAAUGCACCUUCCUGCUGAAAUUGGAGACUACACGGAUUUCUAUUCCUCCCGACAGCAUGCUACAAAUGUUGGGGUGAUGUUCCGAGGAAAGGAAAAUGCUCUGAUGCCCAACUGGCUGCACCUGCCAGUUGGGUACCACGGACGCGCCUCUUCCGUCGUCGUAUCUGGGACGCCGAUCAGGAGGCCAGUGGGACAAAUGCGACCUGAUGAUGCAAAACCCCCGGUGUUCGGUGCUUGCAAACUUUUGGAUAUUGAACUGGAAAUGGCUUUCUUUGUAGGCCCCGGAAACAAACCCGGGGAGGCGGUUCCCAUCAGCGAAGCUCACAAGCACAUCUUUGGGAUGGUCCUGAUGAAUGACUGGAGCGCACGUGACAUUCAGAAAUGGGAAUAUGUCCCCCUGGGUCCAUUUCUGGGCAAGAGUUUUGGCACCACCAUCUCGCCGUGGGUGGUGACUAUGGAAGCUCUGAUGCCGUUUGCACUGCCGAAUCCUAUCCAGGAUCCAAGGCCACUGCCCUACCUCUGCGAUGAUCAGCCUUAUACUUUUGACAUCAACCUUUUCGUUGCUAUUAAAGGAGAUGGAAUGAGCAAGCCUGCUAAUGUUUGCCACUCAAACUUUAAGCACAUGUACUGGACCAUGAAACAGCAACUGGCUCACCAUACCAUCAACGGAUGCAACCUCAGACCUGGAGACCUCCUGGCCUCUGGAACUAUUAGCGGGCCUGAUCCCGAGAACUUUGGUUCCAUGUUGGAAUUGUCGUGGAAAGGGACAAAAGCCAUUGACCUUGGUCACGGCCAGUCUCGUAAAUUUCUGCAGGAUGGAGAUGAAGUCGUUAUAACAGGCUACUGUCAGGGAAACGGUUAUCGUGUUGGCUUUGGCGAAUGUUCCGGAAAAGUGCUCCCAGCCAGACCUGUCUGAUCGUUUUCUUUGGAGGAUAUCCCAGAGGGGAGAAAGAGGAAGGAGGGACCCUGAAGAUAACACUGUUGGGGAUCUCUCUCCAUAUUUCUAAAAUGCUGUGGAGGUUUCAAAAUCUAUGGAGAAUGCUUAAUUGUUGGCACUUUUAUUAACAGUAUUUUUUAAACAAUAAACAGUGAAUCUAGUUGUCUUC
Messenger RNA from Lacerta agilis (Sand lizard), 1524 nucleotides. RefSeq names its product fumarylacetoacetate hydrolase (gene FAH). The transcript is spliced from 14 exons. The record is from RefSeq and is a predicted model, not a curated record. Gene Ontology annotation, biological process: L-tyrosine catabolic process; homogentisate catabolic process; L-phenylalanine catabolic process. Gene Ontology annotation, molecular function: fumarylacetoacetase activity. Lineage: Eukaryota; Metazoa; Chordata; Lepidosauria; Squamata; Lacertidae. The coding region runs from base 78 to 1334 and encodes 418 amino acids.